AUGACCUCACCAAGGACUGCCCUGUGCUUAUUACUCCUCUCCCUGGUCCAGGGGAUGCCCAGUCUUUUGGAAAUGGACACUAAGAUUGGUCUUUCAGGCUCUCACCUGGGAUUAAAAGUUUCAUCCAUCCUUAAUGGAAAUAGACACCCACCCGACACAAAGUAUCCCCUCUAUAUGAUGCAGCUGUACCAUACUCUACUGAAAAACGAGACCAAAUUAUCCACCCUAGAACAUACGGACAGUCCGGACUAUAACACUGUGCUAAGCCUUGUGGCAAAAAAUUGCACUGAGGUCAAUAACCGUCUAAUGCUAUCAUUUGAUAUGUCCUCAAUCUCCACCAGCAACGAGCUACAGUUGGCACAACUAAGAAUCCACCUCCCUUCUUUUGAGAUAUCCCAUACUGUAACUGUGGACAUUUAUCACAGCAAGAAAGGUAGACAACUCUUCCUCGGGUCAUUCAAGAUUACCCCCACUGACACGCAUGGGUCUGCUUGGAGGAGCUUUGAUCUUACCAAAAUGAUUCAAUACUUCCUCCACCAGGGAGAAAAAUACAUGGAUAAUGAGUACCUGAAGGACAUAUACAUGACUGAGACAAACUUGGACUCCAGCAUCGAAGCAGAGUCAGAACAUGCCACAAACAGGGUCCAUGUUUCCACUCUGGAGAGAGUUGUGCUGGUGGUGUUUGCAAAGGACAAUUCCUUCAACAGCAUCUCUGGGUCUCCCAGCCUCAUUAAAACAGUGGAGUCCUCUAAAUAUGUCAUUUUGGAGAAGGCUGCCAGAAUUCCAGGUAUUAGAAGACACAGGAGGAACAAACAUGAGAACUAUAUGUUAAUGAACAAUGUGCCCUUUAGACCAAUAGAAAAUGGAACACCCCUUUGCCGAAGAGUGGAUAUGAUUGUGGACUUUGGUGAAAUUGGAUGGGGAAGCUGGAUUGUCUACCCCAGAAAAUACAAUGCCUAUAGAUGUGAAGGUGCCUGUCCAGUCCCACUGAAUGAAACUUUCAAGCCAACAAAUCAUGCCUACAUGAAGAGCGUGGUGAAGCUGUACCAACCGGAAAGGGUGGAAUGUCCUUCCUGCGUUCCAGUGAAGAUGAGCCCGCUGUCCAUGCUGUACUAUGAGGGAAGAGAUGUGGUUUUAAGGCAUCACGAAGAAAUGAUUGUUGAGGAGUGUGGGUGCAGUUAA
Pseudophryne corroboree (corroboree frog) is the source of this 1182-nucleotide messenger RNA. RefSeq names its product nodal homolog. Gene Ontology annotation, molecular function: growth factor activity; cytokine activity. NCBI's taxonomy places the organism in Eukaryota, Metazoa, Chordata, Amphibia, Anura, Myobatrachidae. The record is from RefSeq and is a predicted model, not a curated record. Bases 1 to 1182 code for a protein of 393 amino acids. Gene Ontology annotation, cellular component: extracellular region. The transcript has 3 exons.